Molecule: messenger RNA, 1209 nt
Organism: Cynara cardunculus var. scolymus (artichoke)
Lineage: Eukaryota; Viridiplantae; Streptophyta; Magnoliopsida; Asterales; Asteraceae
Product: peroxidase 9-like
Exons: 4
Coding region: 49-1125 (358 amino acids)
Biological process (GO): hydrogen peroxide catabolic process; response to oxidative stress
Molecular function (GO): peroxidase activity; heme binding
Source: RefSeq, a predicted model, not a curated record
GCAAUCUUUUCUCACAAAUUAAGGAAACCCUCUUAACCAGGCUCAUCAAUGGCUUCCCUUCUCUAUGCUACUUUCAUGUUAAUUGCCUUCCUCUCAUCUUCUGCUGUAUGCUUUGCUUUUCCAGGCUUCAACUUUGGAUGGGGUGGCACUGGUGGUGGUAGUGGCAGCGGUGGUGGUGGAGAUGGGGCUUUUGGCGGCAGCCAAGGGUAUACUGGUCUUUUCCCAGAAUUCUACAGUUUCUCAUGUCCUCAAGCUAAUGACAUUGUCAUGUCAGUCCUUCAGAGGGUCAUUGCCAAAGAGCCAAGAAUGGCUGCUUCUUUACUAAGGCUUCAUUUUCAUGAUUGUUUUGUUCAGGGAUGUGAUGCAUCUGUGUUGUUGGAUGAUAGUGUAAUGUUUGCGAGUGAAAAGAACUCCGUGCCAAAUAGUAAUUCGAUUAGAGGAUUUGAAGUGAUCGAUGAGAUCAAGUCUAAGCUGGAAGAAGCAUGUCCUCAGACGGUUUCUUGUGCGGAUAUUCUUGCCCUUGCUGCUCGAGGUUCCACUGUUCUAAGUGGUGGACCGAACUGGGAACUACCGUUAGGAAGGAGGGAUUCUAGACAAGCAAGUCUCACGGACUCAAACAACAACCUUCCUCCACCGAACUCUACCAUUCAAAUCCUUAUAACACUUUUCCGGCGCCAAGGCCUUGAUGAAGUUGACCUUGUCUCUCUUUCUGGAGCUCAUACAAUAGGAAUGGCUAGAUGCACUGCAUUUAAGCAAAGGCUAUACAAUCAAGAUGGCAACGAUCAACCAGAUUCAACUCUAGAGAGAACAUACUACAAUGACUUGAAAACGGUUUGCCCAAAAACCGGUGGGGAUAACAACAUUUCUCCUCUAGAUUUUGAUUCUCCUGCAAGAUUCGAUAACAUAUAUUUCAAGCUCAUUAUGGGGGGAAAAGGACUUCUAACUUCUGAUCAAGUGCUUCUGGCUGGAAAUGUUGAAGGAACCAUGUUUCUGGUGAAGGCAUUUGCCGAAGAUGAUGCCCUCUUCUUCGACCAGUUUGCUAGGUCAAUGGUUAAAAUGGGAAAUAUUAAUCCCCUCACUGGUUAUAACGGUGAAGUGAGGAACAACUGUCGAGUGGCUAACUAACUAUAACUAUAAAAUUCUUGAGUUGUAUGAUAUGGGUUAAUGCAAGUGCUAGAUCUAUUUCCUUGUAAUUCUGAAAACCCUAGU